Molecule: messenger RNA, 1356 nt
Organism: Guyanagaster necrorhizus
Lineage: Eukaryota; Fungi; Basidiomycota; Agaricomycetes; Agaricales; Physalacriaceae
Product: DEAD-domain-containing protein
Exons: 4
Coding region: 1-1356 (451 amino acids)
Molecular function (GO): ATP binding; nucleic acid binding
Source: RefSeq, a predicted model, not a curated record
AUGACAACGGAAUCCGAUAUAACUACUUUUCUCACCAAGAACAACAUUACCUGCACGCCAUCCAUCACGCCAUACCUUACUUUUGCCCAGCUUCCCAUUCCUGAUAGCCUCCGUAUGCCGUUGACCCGUUUCCCUGCCCCCACCCCCAUCCAAGCCUGCGCCUGGCCACCCGCCCUCGAGGGGCGCGACGUCGUCGGCAUCGCCGAAACCGGUAGCGGCAAAACAUUCGCCUUCGGAAUCCCUGCUCUCGCAAAAUUGAUCAGGAACCCGCCGAGUAAAGACGGCGUCACUACCCUCGUUAUGGCACCCACUCGCGAGCUGGCUAUGCAAACACACGAUGCUCUCGAAGAACUCGGGAAGCCAUUUGGGAUCGGCAGUGUUGCCGUGUAUGGCGGGGCGCCGAAGGAGGCUCAGAUCAAAAUGCUCCGGAACGCGAUGCGGGCCAAGGGGAACAAGGUCACCACGAGGAUUGUUGUUGGUACGCCGGGAAGGAUAUUGGAUUUAAUUGGAGAAGGAGUUUGUGAGUUGGGUGGAGUGGAUUAUCUGGUUCUGGACGAAGCCGACCGGAUGUUGGACCAGGGAUUUGAGAAUGCCAUUAGGCAAAUUACCUCGUGUACAAAAAAGAACGAGGAGAGACAAACGAUGAUGUUCAGCGCGACAUGGCCCGAGUCGAUUAGGCGACUUGCCAGCACUUUCCAGCGUGAUCCAGUGCGGAUUACUGUUGGUAGCGAAGAUUUAACCGCCAAUGGCCGGGUGGAACAGAGCGUAGAAGUUUUCGAUGACGAACGAAGUAAAGAUACCCGGUUACUCAAGCAUCUACGUACGAUUUUGCCAAACAAGAUGGCUGGUACCACGCAUCGUGUUCUUGUUUUCGCGUUGUACAAGGCUGAGGCUUCUCGCGUAGCAGUGUUGUUGAAGCGUGAAAAAUACCGUGUCAGCGAACUGCAUGGGGACAUGAAGCAACCGGCUCGAACGGCAGCCCUGGAGGAUUUUAAAACGGGACGGACCAAUGUCAUGGUGGCCACAGACGUGGCUGCUCGUGGAUUGGAUAUUCCUGAUGUUGGUGUGGUGAUAAACUAUACAUUCCCUUUAAAAGUUGAGGACUAUGUACACCGGAUUGGGCGAACUGGUCGUGGUGGUCGUACCGGCAAGUCGAUAACAUUUUUUACGGGCGCAGCGCACGAAAAAUCAUUGGCUGGUGAAUUUGCGAGGGUGCUGAGGGAAGGUGGAUACGAUAAUGAGGAGCUCCGGAGUAAGUUCCCAAUGACGAUAAAAAAGAAGGAACACAGCGCGUACGGGGCGUUUUUCAGAGACAACAUAGAGAUGCCAGUGGGGAGGAAAAAGAUUGUCUUUUAG